CUAUCUUUAUCUAGUUUAUCUUGUUAGUCUACGUUGAAAAUUUUUCUCUCUUCUUUUUCUUCCUCUUCCUCUUCUUCUUUUUCUAUUUCUUCUUUUUCUUCCUCUUCGUCCUCCUUAUCUUCUACUUCCAACGUAGGAUAAAAAUCUUGAAGACGAAGAUCGAAAGAAGUCCGUCGUCAUGGCGCAUCGAAGCGAAUCCUUCAAAGCACUCUGUCUAUUGUGGUGUGUCUUGGGCAACGUGUUCAGUGUUCCCACACCAACCCCAUCGCCAAUAAAAUUGGAAGAUCACAGAUACACGACGCGUAGGAUACCGAAGACUAUCGUCGACUUGCCAACUCAGAGAACUAGAUUGCCAGUUAACCCAAUGAAUUUGGAGAUGAGGACGUCGACUACGUCGAUACCGAUGACGACACACCACAGAUCAGUUUCCGGAGAAAAUCCAAUUUAUCGUUUGAACGGAGCCAAUGGACAAGCUUGCAUCCUCUUGCAAACAGACGCUGUUAUAGCAAUAAAAUAUCGCACUGUUCUAGGCGAAGAUCGAGUGGCAGAUUUAUUUGUACCCGACGAUGCAAUGGUCACAGGAAAUUGCGACAAUGAAAAUACGGUAACGAUGUCCUUGAAGUGGAACGCUUUUAUGCUCCUAUGGAGCUUCGCCAAGACGCCCGGCGGCGAACGAUGGUACGUUGAGAAAAUCGAAUUGACCUACAAUUCGAGCGACCGACAUUUCGAGCUCGUAGAUCAGCCAAAUAAAACUGUUCGCGUGAGUACCGGCUCGAAACACAGUGCCAUGCUUUUCCCAACACCCGUUGGAAAGUCUUACGCUUGUGACAAUGAAACGGAAAUUCAUUUAACCGAUGGCAAACAUACCGCCAGUGUUAUCCUCAGAAAUAUGAAGCUUCAACCGUUCAAGUUUAAGAACAACGAAUUCGCCGCUGAGUUCUCUUGCGCAGCGUUAAGUGCACGAGCAAACGGAGACGAGACCGCACCAGUUGCGGUUGGUUCAACUUUGGCUGCUGCUGUGCUAUUAACUAUCACCGGUUAUGCGGCCUAUCGAUAUUUCAAAGUGAAGAAGGUCAAGUACGACACGAUGGAGUAAAGCUCUUUGCUCUCGAUCAAGGACACUGUCACGAGGACAUGCCAAAGAGAUUACGAAUAAGAGACAGUGAGAAAAAGAGAGUAAGAAAAUCGAUGAAAAAAAAAAAAAAACAAAGGAAAUGCUCCUUUAGCCGAACUAAAGUCGACAGCAAAGAUCCUUCGCUAUUUUCUAUCCUUUUAUUUUCCUUUUUCGUUUGUUCUUUUUUCUUUCUUUUAUCGUCUUCUUAUUUUUAACGAAUUCUUAAAGCGAAGAAAACCGUAAGAAUUUUAAUCGGACAUAUCAAUAUCAAGAUUCGUACUGGUAAUUAUGAAAGUGGUCAAACUUCGAACUUGUUACCCAACGUUUCUUUUUUUGUUUUGAUAUCAUUUCGAUCAUUAUCUAUAAAAUUAGAAACGUAUUGAACCACUUUCGUAAUCAUCGGUUCUCAUGGUCUCGCUGUUUGAAAGAAAGAGACUCUAAUAACGUUCUAUCGUCGAAGCGUUCUGUGAUAUUACAGAACUUUAACACUUGAAAAUCUUAGAGACGGACGUAUCGAAGGAAAGAAAGAGAAAAAGAACAAAAAUAAACAAAAGAGAAUGAAAAACUGAAAGGAAGAAAAGAAGAAAGAAAGAAAGAAAGAAAAAAGAAGUAAAAGUUACCUACUAAAAAAUUUUAAAGUUAUCUAUUUAUUAAACAUCUAUUGCAAAAAGGGGAAAAAAAAAAAAGGUAAAAAAAGACGAAUAGCGUCCGCGAUGAUGGUCGAGUCGGUGUACCUGAGAUAUCUGAGAUUCGAGAUUUCUUUUUCCAAAAACUUGUCAGACAAAUGUAAUAAGAGAAACAAAAUCUCUGAUAGAGAGGACGUUAUCGUUGCGAGCACGAUCUCUCAAUAUUCACUUAUUAAAAUUAUCAUUAUAUAUCACAUAUCGUAAUGAGCUAGUGGCCAUCAUCUAUAUACAAACUUUUCAUAGGAUUAAAAUAUUUCGCGAAUAUAUUUAGGAAUAUCUCGUUGUACCUUUUAAGGACUUCGAUAAUCAACUCGUGCGACGAUUAAUCGCAUUAGUAUACGAGACAUUAAGAGUACAUUUAUUAUCAAUUAUUGUUAUCAAUUAUUAUCAAUUAUUAUUAAUUACUAGUAUUACUUCUGUCUCUCUCUCUCUAUCUAUCUAUCUCUCUCUCUCUCUCUCUCUCUCUCUCUACGUACGUUUCAUUCGUCUGAAGUGAUAAAAUCCAUAUUCGCAAACUCUGAUGGUUGUAACGAUAGACUUUGUAAAAAAUCGCAGAAGGGUGUUAUUCCUUCAGCACAUAUCGUCAUUCCUUUUUAAAUCGUGAUCAGUGUUGCGCGACAUAUUCCUUAUCUCAAUAUCCUUCAUAAAUAUUAAUUAUAAAUAUAUACAUAUCUACAUACAUACAUACAUAAAUAUAUACGUAUAUCAUAGAUCGGAAAAUGGUGAGCGAGAUGUUGAAGAGAAAGAAGAAGAUGAAGAAGAAAAAUAACGGAUCGUUACUAAUUCAUUUCAUUAUUAAAUACGUUAAAGACUAAGUAAUUAGCCCCUCAGGCAGCUAAAGUUUUAAAAGAGAAACGAGUAUAAUAGUUAGUUUAAAGUUAAUGCAAAUAUUUAUAUUGCUAUUGUAUUCAUAAAUUUCUCUCUCUUUAUCUCUCUCUUUUUCUCUCUCUAUCUUGUGUUUUCUUUAUUUUUUCUUUAUUUCUUAAUAUUUUUUCGUCUCUCUUUUAUAUUAUUUUCUUUUCCAUUUCUUUCUCUUUUAUUCGAUACGUGUAAAUGUGGUUUUUACUCGAAAUAUCUGUAAAUACACAUGAAGUUAAACCGAUCUUAUAUAAUAUACAUGUAUAUAUAAUUUCAAUAUUAUGACGUUUAAAUCAAUUUUGCAUAAAUCGCGAUCUGACGCAGCUCGCUUUUGUCGUCGUUGCUUUUUGACACGGCUCGUCGAUGAUGGAAAUGUGAAAAGUGUAUAAAAAGAACCAAAAAAAAAAAAAAAAAGAAAAAAAAAAAAGAGAAAAGAAAAAAAAGUGAUUGUACGGGAGAUAAAAAUCAAUAUCCCAUUCCGUAUAAUUUUCGUCUCACGACACUGCGCAAUUAUAUUGUAACAUAUCGUGUAAAUAUAUUAUACGUAGAUCGUAACGAUCAACGAAGCUCGACAAUUUCAUAAUAAAAUCUGCGAAAGGAUCGUGAUUAAACGAAUGGACGAUCAUGUAAAAUCGAUUCUUGGAAAUAUCAAUAUCGAGCUUGGUCGUAUCGUCGAACGAAAUUGUUUCAAUAUCGUGAUAAUUCAAAGAUUCGAAACUCACAUCAAUUUAAAGAUUUUAAAUCAAAAAGAACGUUAUCUAUAGUCGAAAGAUAACGCAUAUCGAAAGACCUAAUUGAGAUCAAUAAUGUUAGUUUUAAAUUAUUAUUAAAUUUCUUUAGAUAAUAAUGCGAGGUUAAGACGCACGUAAGAGAACGAACAAAAAGAAGAAGAGGGUAGAAAAGGAGAAGAAAGAACGAAAGAGAGAGAGAGAGAGAGAGAGAGAGAGAGAGAGAGAGAGAGAGAGAGAGAGAGAUAAAGAUAAGUUUGACGUUUCUACAGCGUAUACCGACUUUGAUUUUUUUUCCUCGACGCGUAUAACCCAAAAAAGAAGAAAACAAAAAAAAUUAAAAAACAAAAAACAAAACCAAAAAGAAUAA
Molecule: messenger RNA, 3756 nt
Organism: Vespula pensylvanica (western yellowjacket)
Lineage: Eukaryota; Metazoa; Arthropoda; Insecta; Hymenoptera; Vespidae
Exons: 7
Coding region: 179-1096 (305 amino acids)
Cellular component (GO): membrane
Source: RefSeq, a predicted model, not a curated record